Molecule: messenger RNA, 741 nt
Organism: Rotaria sp. Silwood1
Lineage: Eukaryota; Metazoa; Rotifera; Eurotatoria; Philodinida; Philodinidae
Source: the annotation of a GenBank genome assembly
AUGGAUACAAAUCUUCAUUUAACACAUCAUCGUAGUUCACUUUUUCUACUUGCUAUUCUAAUGAAUGAAAUGAGUCAAUAUUUAUAUGCUGAAUAUUUUUUCUCAUUGUUACUAAAAGAUGAAAAUAUCAAACAUCAACCAUGUGUGCUCGCUAACAUUCAUGGUAAUAUAGAUUAUAUGUGUAGACAAAAAGGAGAUUUACAAAAUGCUUUUCAUCAUUGUGAAUUUGUAUUAAAACUUUAUAAAGAAAAUUCAUCAAAUGAUAAUCAUCAGACAAUUGCAACGUUUCUGGUGAAUUUAGGAGAAAUCUAUAUAAUAAAAGGUGAAUUCAAUCGAGCUCUCAUCAAUUAUGAACGUGCUUUAACCAUUGAUAUAAAUCCUACUAAUAGCAAAAAACCUAAUUUCGAAUAUAUUUUCAAUUGUUAUAAUCAAUUAGGCAUUAUCUGUGAACGUACAGGUCGUUAUGUAAAAGUACUUGACUGCUAUGAAAAAUGUUUACAAAUACGUCUUGAAAAUAUGCCACGAAAUCAUCCUGAUUUAUUAAUACCAUAUAAUAAUAUUGCAUUUCUUUAUGAUAGACUUAGUCAAUCGGAAAAAGCAAUUUAUAUCUAUAUGCGUAUUCUGAAGAUUAGCAUCAGUUCAUUCUCACAAGAUCAUCUGAACGUUGCUACUCUAUAUCAUAAUAUAACUUGUAAUCUUGAAGAUCUUGGUCGAUUUAAUGAGGCACUUGUCUAUGAAUAG